AUGGGUGCGUUGUGUCAACUGGUAUGUUACCGGUUCCGACGCCAGGCGGACCGUGUUUGGCUGUAUAUAAGUGGGCAGUUGUCAAGUUUAGUCACCAAGAUGGAUCUCGAUGCACGCAUCAAAGCCUAUCGUUUCGUCGCUUACUCCGCCGUAACCUUCUCGGUGGUAGCAGUUGUGUCUGUCUUCAUCGCUUUGCCAAUGGUUUAUGGUUACGUGCAACAUGUGAAGCGGCAAGUUCAUAAAGAGGUCAACUUAUGCAAGGGAUCUGCUAAAGAUAUUUGGACUGAGGUGCAUUCGCUAAAGGACGUACCAGUCUUGAACAGAACUGCACGUGAAGCAUACGUCCAAGAAGGUGGCAUUUCCGGAGGUUACGGCAGUGGAGGCUGUGAGGGCUGCUGCCUAUCAGGACCUCCUGGUCCAGGCGGAAAUCCUGGAAGACCUGGACGACCAGGAAGACCUGGAGCACCUGGAAUGCCGGGAGCCUAUGGAAAACCAUCAACCGCACUAUGCGAGGUGGUUACUCCACCACCUUGCCACCCUUGUCCAGCUGGACCUCCUGGGCCUCCGGGGCCAGCUGGACCUGCCGGUGCGCCCGGAGUCGAUGGUGUAUCUGGAGUGUCGGCCGCUCCCUCGUUGCCAGGACCACCAGGACCUCCUGGACCACCUGGACCACCUGGAAAUGACGGAGCUCCAGGAGGUCCUGGACAGCCUGGGCAACCCGCAUCAUCGGAUGUUGGAGCGCCGGGCGCACCUGGACCAACCGGACCACCUGGACCUAUUGGACCUCCUGGGCAGAGUGGAGCCGCAGGCAUUGCUGCAGCUGGUACACCGGGAACCAAAGGGCCGCCAGGACCAGCAGGUAGACCGGGAGCCGACGGAAAUCCUGGACCGCCCGGACCUCCUGGACAACUCGGAGGAGCUGGAGAAAAAGGUAUAUGCCCGAAAUAUUGUGCUAUCGACGGUGGAGUGUUCUUUGAAGACGGCACUCGACGUUGA
Molecule: messenger RNA, 996 nt
Organism: Angiostrongylus costaricensis
Lineage: Eukaryota; Metazoa; Nematoda; Chromadorea; Rhabditida; Metastrongylidae
Source: the annotation of a GenBank genome assembly